UCCUCCUACUCCUCCCUUCCCCUUUGACGUCACAGGAGCCGCGUCAAUUGUGUGUGCGCAUGCGCCCCCAGUGGACGGUUCAAGACAAUAGUCGCGGAGCGCAGCACUUGCUGCUGCUGGUGCUGCGUAGCCGCCGCCAUGUGCGCCUGCGUAGGUUUGAUAAGCGGGCGCGAGCCAUAGAAUCUCUCGCUGCCCAGUCUUCUAUCCGCCCCCUCCUUGGGUAGCAGUGAUUCCGAAGGGCGGGGAAGAGGUUUUGUUCUCUGGUCCUCCGCACUCCCUCCCCCCACCCACUCCGGCGCGAAAGAUGGACGAGUUGGCAGUGGAGACGGAGCACGUGACGGUCGGCGGCGCGUGGCUCCUGGUGCUGAGCUCCGUGUUUCUCUGCAAUCUCCUCAAAAUCCUCCUGCCCUCCUGCUCUUCCAUUAUAUCAAGAUUGCUACAAAAGGAUGCUGAACAAGAAUUUCAGAUGAGGUCUGAAAUUCAGAACAUGAAGCAGGAACUUUCUACCAUCAGUAUGAUGGAUGAAUUUGCCAGAUAUGCCCGACUAGAAAGGAAGAUUAACAAAAUGACUGACAAGCUUAAGACUCAUGUAAAAACACGAACUGCACAACUUGCCAAAAUAAAGUGGGUAAUAAAUAUUGUGUUCUACAUUUUGCAAGCUGCCUUAAUGAUCUCCCUAAUUUGGAAAUAUUACUCAGAACCAGUAACUGUCCUCCCAAGCAAAUGGUUAGCUCCCUUAGAACGUUUAGUGGCUUUUCCAACAGGAGUGGCAGGUGGUGUUGGCAUUACAUGCUGGUUGGUGGUAUGCAACAAAGUUGUGGCCAUCAUGCUUCAUCCCUUCAGCUGAGAGAGAAUCCACAUUUCGCUGUUCUCCUAUCAAUUAUCACCAUGUUUUCAAAUGUGUUCUCUUUGUUAAUGAAAGACAGUGUACAUGUCUUGCAACAUCUGGAAUGUUAAACAUCUAUGAAAGGGGGCGGGUUUUAGGAGCAAAUAAUAAAACACUCAUAAUUUAUUUUUUGUAAGAUGGUAUUAAUAUUUAUGUAAUGUAUUUGUUUUAAUAUUUAUGUAACGUAUUUGUAUUGUCCUACAUAUAUUCCGCAAGAUCUGGUUGUUUGUUGGUUCUGUACAGUUUUAAUAUACUCAGAUUUUGUUAAAAUCAAUAGUGGUUUAAUUGUGUCAUUUUCUUAAAAGAGUUCUUUUAUGCAAUGAGUAUUAAAAGAGGAGACAUUGAA
This is a messenger RNA of Anolis sagrei ordinatus, 1232 nucleotides long. RefSeq names its product guided entry of tail-anchored proteins factor 1 (gene GET1). Gene Ontology annotation, molecular function: protein-membrane adaptor activity. Lineage: Eukaryota; Metazoa; Chordata; Lepidosauria; Squamata; Anolidae. Gene Ontology annotation, biological process: tail-anchored membrane protein insertion into ER membrane. Gene Ontology annotation, cellular component: GET complex. The record is from RefSeq and is a predicted model, not a curated record.